Anopheles moucheti is the source of this 6230-nucleotide messenger RNA. It is a transcript of the gene Usp15-31, whose product is annotated as ubiquitin carboxyl-terminal hydrolase 31. Lineage: Eukaryota; Metazoa; Arthropoda; Insecta; Diptera; Culicidae. The record is from RefSeq and is a predicted model, not a curated record. Gene Ontology annotation, molecular function: cysteine-type deubiquitinase activity. The transcript is spliced from 6 exons. Bases 1250 to 4879 code for a protein of 1209 amino acids. Gene Ontology annotation, biological process: protein deubiquitination.
UGUUAAAUUUUUAACUAUAAACUCGUGUGAUAGAAUGUAAAACGAUUCAACUAGAUGGAGAGUAAACGUUUCUUUGGCAAAAGCAUGGUGAAAGAACUGCUGGAAAAGUUCUACCAAAGCCUAUAACCACGAAACACUGCGUAUCAUGUGGCAUCAUCUUGCCGUGGAAGGCGACGCGCUGAUUGUUUUCGAUGCCCUGCUUGAAAAGAAAUUCUUUUAUUGAGGACUAAAUCACAGCUUUCUAUUGUGCGUGGGGGAAAAAGACAACAGGAACAGUGACGGUGUGUAUUUAAGGGAUGAUUUGUUCAGCGUUAACUGGCGGCGUGCAGAACCGCGUCUAGAAAGCUGGAACAUUCCAUCCAAUUCCAGCCCUCACUUUCCCACCCAACCGGAGAGUAGAUGCAUUAGGUCUGCACACAUCGGUCUCGGGACGGAGGAAAGCAAUCGUGAUCUACAGAACAGGAAGCUAUAUCCGGAAACAGUGAAGGUAACAACCAGCAAGCGGACCUAAAUUACGAAUAGGAUUGUGACGACAUACGCUAGAAAUGAUGAUUCGCAGCAAUAUGUAAUUGUUGCUCGCUUGUAAGCAAUGCAUACGCUAGAUAUCGCAUACCAGACGGUGUUUAAAUUAACAUGUUGAUGCCGACGGUCUUCGUGGUGGAGGUGCCGUACAAAUCCGUCUUGUGUGAAGUCUGCGAGAUUCGCAAUACGAGUGUGUUGCACAAAGCAUAGGUGUCCGGAAGGGGUGGGCGCAGUUUGGCGUGAAAUUUCGUGCGUGUGCGCGGGUGUUGGCGCGUAUGUGUGUGUGUGUGAGUGAAGAAUUAAUAAGCCACUUGAGUCAUUUUCGUCCCCCUCCACCAAUGUUUGGGUUUCGCGCGUGUGUUUCUUGGUGUGAGUGCUAAUUUUUUUGCUUCUGAUUCUUGCACGGUUGAUUUGCAACUCCCGUGGUCAACAACUAUCAGUACUACUACUGCCAGGGGGUGAUUUGACCCAGCGUGCACCUCGAGUAAAUGUUUUCAUAUUUCCCGUAACACGACGGAUGACGGGCUAUGCGAGGUCAUGGUGUCGCCAAUCGCCCGAUUGUAAACGUGCCUGCCGUAUGUUUUGUGCGCUAUCCUCCAUCAGAAGGGAUUGACCGGAAAGCCAACACCGUACUGUGGCUGAUACGUCCCACAGGGUGAGCAUAGCAGGCGGAAAACGAGCAUUCUUGUGUGUGCGUGCGUGUGCUCGAAGUGUGUAGCAAAGGAGCAUGGAGAAACAUAAUACGCUGGAUGUCGCGUCGUCAGCCCGGGUCACCGCGGGCGGUGGAGCAAGCAGCAAACUAAAGCGAGCAUUUUCAAUGCCGCGCAACCCAUUUCAAGGUUCGCGAGGAAGUAACCAGACAGUUAAAGCAGUUGGCAAUGGCAAUGGUCUUUCUACUGGCGAGAAAGAUGACGAAUCACGCUGUGAUUCGAGGUUGCCUAGCGGCAAUCAGAAAAAAUCGUCGACUACAACCGAAGGAGGCGCUGGAACUGGUACCAAUGGUAGCGGAAGUGAGAAAAAGAUCUUCCGCCGAUUAUCAGUGAAAAAGUUUAUCAAUCGCAUUGCACAACAGAUGACUUAUGUCAAUCGCACGGUGGGUAAUCAUAAAUUCGACAAGGUACAAUCGUCACAACCGUCCACGCUCAAUGGAUCGGCACGGACCGGCAAUGGUGGUACGGCACCUGGAGGUAAUGGACCGGCGGGAAAUUUUGUGUGGCCACCAGAUACCGUGCCGGGUGUGAUAGGAUUGCGGAACCACGGUAAUACUUGCUUCAUGAACGCCGUCUUACAGUGUCUCAGUCACACGGACAUACUGGCUCAGUAUUUCGUGUUAGAUCUUUACAAGGCCGAUUUAAAACGACGCAACAAAAUUAAUGCCAAAAAGUUCGGUACUAAGGGCGAAUUAACGGAGCAGCUGGCUUUGGUGCUAAAGUCAUUGUGGACGUGCAAAGAUGCUCCGGACUAUAGCUCGAAUUUUAAGGCCGUGGUCGAUCGCUACGGAAGUCAAUUCAGAAGUUCUACUCAGCAUGACGCACAAGAGUUCCUAUUCUGGCUGCUGGACAAGGUGCACGAAGAUUUGAACACGGCAACGAAGCGAAAGUACAAAGCUAUUAAAAACAACGGUCGUUCCGAUGAAGUGAUAGCCGCUGAAACGCUAGCAAAUUAUGUGCGCUGUAACAACUCGUUCGUACAGGCUGUUUUCCAGGCCCAAUUUCGUUCUUCACUGUCCUGUCCGACAUGCGGCAAGCAGAGUAACACGUUCGAUCCAUUCUACUGUCUGUCGGUGCCACUCCCACAACUGUCUCAACAGCCCGUGUUGGUUAAGGUCAUCUAUUCCUCACAGCAACCGAAACAGGUUAAGCUGGGCCUGGGGAUACCGCACGGUUCGCCCGUGCUGGCAUUACGCGAGCAGUUGCAUGCAGACACGGGAAUAUCGCUCGAUCGGAUGAUACUAACCGAAAUCUGUGAGUCGGGUUUUAGUCGCGUGUUUUGUGAUUCCCAUCUAAUGUCCUCCGUGCGUGAAAAUGAUCCUCUUUACUGUAUCGAAUGUCCCACUGCUGGCGCUGGGCUGGAAACAACCAGCGGAACAAAAAUUGUGCUCUGUCUGUGCAACGGAAAGCGAGACUUUGGUGGACACGCGAAGCGUUUCGGUACCCCGUUCUGUUUGGUGGUCAACCGGGACGUUUCAUACAGCGAGCUACAGAAGCUGCUGUUAAAAGAGAUGUCGAGCAUUUUACGUUCGGAGGUAUUCGCGUUUGCAACACCGGCUCAAAAUCUGUUCCGCAUGCGCUUGCAAGACCCAUCCUGCGAUGCGGAUACCUACCUGGAGGCCACUGUGGAACAUCCACUAUUUACGGAAAUGAUCGAUUUGGCUCUUUCAGUGUUACCAACGGAUGCGGGUCCAGCGCACAUAAAGCUCCUGCUGGAAUGGACAGAACCGGAACGAUUUUUCAACGACUUAGGCGAUCCAUUCGUGGAGCACGAAAGUGUAAGCCAGAUGAAGGAGAAAAUUCCGGCUAGCUCGGCACUAACACUCGAGCAGUGCUUCGAGCAUUACACCAAGGCGGAAACGCUCGGUCAAGAUAAUGCGUGGAAGUGCCCGCACUGUCAGGAGUACUUACCAGUGGUAAAAACGCUCGGUCUAUGGUCGCUCCCUGACAUAAUGGUGAUACAUCUUAAGCGUUUCCGGCAACAGCAACUCCGUGCCAGUACGCAGGCAGCCAAGCUAACAAACCUGGUGAAAUUUCCGCUGCACGGUUUCGAUAUGACACCUCAUCUGGCGCGUGAUCCUGCUGCCCACCAGCAACCAUCGCACCCGUCCCAAACAUCCAAUAGCGCCUCCACCCAAAACCAACAACAUCAUUCGCUGGAGCGACAGCAAGGUACGGGGUUCGCCGAUACGGAUAAUUGGAGCCCGUGGCGCAAAAUCAUGCGCAGUGCCCAUUCCACACAAACACAUUCCAUGCUAGUGGGAGGAGGUUGUGGAGGAGGAACCGGUCGUCGUCAGCUUGCAAUGGAUAACCGGUACGAUCUGUACGCGGUGUGCUAUCACCAAGGAGACACACUGGAGACGGGUCACUAUACUGCCGCCUGCAAGAAUCCAUACGAUGGCCAGUGGUAUCGUUUCGAUGACCAGCGUGUCUCCCAAGUGCCGAACGAUCGCAUCGACGAAGAAAUUAUCAACAACGAGGCUUACCUAUUGUUUUACCAAAGACGAAAGCUUCCUUCGGACGGGUCGGGUGAGUGUUCCGGCAGCUCUAGCUCCAGUUCCGGUGAUCAUUGGGUCUCGAAAAUCAUUAUCCCACCACCAACAAACGCAACAUCCACUGCAACGUUAGAGCGGAACAAAGCGCAACCAACAGCUGUGGUGAUCACCACACCAUCGACGACGGCGAUAACGACGACAGAGACAACCACAACCCCGACUUUCUCGUCAUCAACUUCCCCCGGAAACGCAUCAGAAACUGCUGUCAGUAUUUCACCGGAUACCGAAUCUGGAAAAUUGCCCAAUGAAUCAUCAAAAGCAAAGGAUACUGUGGAUGUUAUGUCGAUAUCUUCGACGAACGAGAAAAGUCGCAAAGAGAAGUCCGAAUCGGAUGAAGAAUUCGUUCGCGCGGUUGAAGUUAAAGAUUCUCUUGGGAAAAUGAACGAAAAAGCUCCAGCAGAACCAAUCGUCAAUGUGGUUAAAAGUGAUCAACAAUCCUCAUCACCUUCACUAUCAUCGUCAGUUGUUGUGCCAACGGAAAAGGAAGAAAUCGUCGCUCCUGAAGCCAAAGAAUUACAGAAAUGUAUUGACGAAGCAACUAUACAAUCUUUGGAAACACCGAGCAUGAACAAAUCAUCCAACAUUAGCAAAGAAGCGACAGAGCAGUUUUCUAAAAAAGUUCUGUUGGAACCAUAUGAUCAAGCUUUUAAAAUAACCGAAGAUGGUGUUGUUCCAACGAAGGUACAAUACCCAACUCGCGUAGAUAAACACGAACGGGCGGUUGAUCAAAAGCUGGGUCUGGCAUCGGCAGCUACCAAUGGCGGUAGUCGCUUUUCGCUCCCAUCCUCCCAACAGUUCCAGGACAUUUUGUGGCGUGAGAAUAUGUCCGAAUUGAUACACCAUCGACCGUCGUCCUUUACCGCGUACAAGAGCGUGCUCGAUGCAGGUGAUGCAGUUUCAUUGAUUCGUGGUGCAAACACAUGCAGUAAGGACACGUUGCUAUUUAUCGAUCAGCAGAACCAUGGACUCGAUCGUGCCGUGCUGGACGAUGACGAUGAUCCAGACGAUCUGCUUCCCGGCAGCGGAGGUCGCGCAUUGUGGAUUUCCCCGGUUACGCCACAUAAAUUGAUAACCGUAUCACCGAAGAAUUAGUCCUGCGUUUAAAAGCCCCAAAAAUCGUCAACAUUGCAAGGGCUGCCGUGUUUUUCGGUCCGUGCGUGUUUGUGUGCGUGUGUGUUUUGUUAAACUAUUAUUUUUAUUAUUAUUAUCCAUAUGUUAUUAUUGCUUGUGUGUUUUGUAUGUUUUAUUUUGCACCAUUUUUUAUGUUAUGUCAUGUUAUGUUAGUAUGUAUCUAUUCUUUUUGCGCUAGCGUUUUAGACCCUGUUUGUUUGCGUAUAAUUUAUUGUGCAAAACCAUGUGCAUCUCCACGAUGCGGUGUAAAGCGGACGCGCAAUAUGAUUGUCGCAACCGCACAUUCCUUUAUUACUGUGGAGGCGCGAAUCCUGGACUCGCGGAACUGCUAUUAUUAUUGCUUGAGUGUAUUAGCAUCAAUCGCGUGUGAAGAGUCCUAACACAAUUUGGGUAUCGUAAUUCGCUCUCUCGCGACAACAAUUGAGAGUAAAAUGGUCAAUUAAAGGCAGAGUUUGAUAAGGGUUUUUUUAGAAAUUUGCGUUCGUUUUUUGUGCGUAUGUUUGAGUGGCAUUGAGCAGCCGAGUUUUGAAGUACGUCUCCGCAGAUUCAUUAAAGACGGAUGGGUAGAAAGUGAUAUUUAUUCAAAAAUUUCGAAUGGAAGGAAGAAGAGCCUAAUUGAUACAACUGUAGGUUAGAUUCAUACUCAUUUUUGGAGAAAAAAGAAACAUACAUAAGAACAAUUGUAUUCCUUUAUAGGCAAAUCUCACCUACCAGCGCUUCGAAAGCGCGUUUGUGUGUGAGAUAGAUGAUAGAACGAAGGCAAACAAUACAAAUUAUAUGCAAAAGGAACCAUCUUUAGAGAACAACAACUUUCUACAAACCCUUCUUCCCCGCACUCCCUCUACACAUUACAAGAUGUGCCCUAACGUCUUAAAUCCCAUACCCUCCAACACACAUAUAUUCCGAUUAAUAAUGUUAGCGCCCCUUGGCCAGAGCCAACUAUCUCACCAGCCGGGGCUAUGCAAAAUUGAAGCGAGCAGAGCUAUUACUAUACUACAACUCUACUACUAUUACUACUACUACCACAAUUACUGUUGAGCGCGAAGAACGUGGGCGAAGAUCACCAACCAACCAGAGGUAGCAUCUAUUAGUGAAAGUGACGCAAGUACAAUUUAAUGUUAGUUAUAUAAUAUAUGAGUAACUCCUCUCCCGUGCACACAUUGAAUGGUGGUGCAAUCGUGGUUAUUUUGCCGCGCCAGUCCGGGAAGAAGGUGCACGAUAAAAAAAGAAGAUGCAUGGGCACGGGGGAAGACUCCUCACAAUCCUUUUAAAUUAUUGAUGAUAACAGAGAAACGAACGAACGAAUAUUAAA